Messenger RNA from Erythranthe guttata (spotted monkey flower), 1399 nucleotides. RefSeq names its product Plastid-lipid associated protein PAP / fibrillin family protein. The record is from RefSeq and is a predicted model, not a curated record. Lineage: Eukaryota; Viridiplantae; Streptophyta; Magnoliopsida; Lamiales; Phrymaceae.
CUCGCAAGAUUUUUUUUGCUUUUCUUGACGAGGGAAACGGUGAAGAGAGCUAAAGAAAGAUGAAUGAAUAAGAAAUAAUUGCAAGAAUUUUGUGAUGAGGAAAAAAAGACAAGAAAAAUAGAAAAAUCAUCUAUUUAUUGAAAUCACACGCAAUUGGCAAUCAAUCACACUCACUCGAAAUUCAAAAUUAUUGAAAUGUCGUCUGUGCUUGUAAACUCGCACCCCUGGUCUGCGACUGCUGUACUCCUCUCACAAAGAUAUCAAAACUUGUCUCCCAAAUCUGCUUCCUUAUCCUUCUCUCCUCCUAACCCUAAUUUCAGCUUCUCCAUACGCUGCUCCCCCUCCUCCUCUUUCAAUGACCCAACUGAUCCGCCUUCUAAGCCCGACAACGAGAUAUUACCGGUGCCAGAUCUCGAACCCACCUCGAAAUUCGAUGAUGAAUGGGGCCAAUCUGAAGUUGUUGAAUUCAUCAAUGGAACCCCCGUUCCUGACCCUGUCGUUAAGGAAGAAGAAGAAAAGGAAGACGAUGGGAAGCUUUGGGAGUUGAAACGGGCUUUGGUGGAUACGGUUUACGGGUCGGAUUUUGGUUUCCGGGCUUCAGCUGAAGUCCGGGCCGAAACACUUGAACUUGUUUCCCAGCUUGAGGCUGCAAACCCUACUCCUGCACCCACUGAAUCCCCUCAAUUACUCGAUGGCAACUGGUUUUUAUUGUACACAGCCUCGUCUGAACUACUGCCACUGCUGGCAGCUGGCAGUAUUCCAUUGGUGAAAGUUGAAAAGAUCGUUCAAUCUAUUGACACAAGUAGCCUUACCAUAGACAACUCCGUUACAUUAUCAAGCCCUGUUUCGACCUUGUCUUUUAGUGCUUCUGCAUCAUUUGAAGUGCGCACCCCAUCAAGAAUACAGGUUGAAUUUAAACAAGGAACAUUUAAGCCUCCAGAAAUAAAAUCAAGCAUAGAUUUACCUGAAAGCAUUAACAUAUUCGGGCAAAACAUAAGUUUGUCGUCAGUACAGCAGUAUAUGAGUCCUCUUGAAAAUGCAGUGGAGGGCUUAGCACGUACUAUUUCUGGUCAGCCUUCUCUUAAGAUUCCGAUUCCCGGUGAGGGCACAAAGUCGUGGCUUUUGACUACAUACCUUGACAAAGAUUUUAGGAUUUCAAGAGGAGAUGGUGGCCUUUUUGUGCUUGUUAAGGAAGGCAGUCCACUUUUAGAUAUGUAGACUCAUAUUCACUUGUUACCUACAUAUCUAUUCUAUUGUAAUAAUUUUCCAUCUUUGAUUUUGCACAAUAACAAAGCUAUACUACUACUACUACAAAACCUCGUAAGACAUUUUAUAUUCUUGCAGCAAUCUUCAGGGGUUAUUAGUAGAUUCUACUGAGUUGAUUUUUCAACUGUCUUAA